AUUAAAUAUUGUUGGCUGGAAACAGUAAUGUGAAACUGGAUUUUUAUUAAUUUUUAGCACAUGGCAAACAAUGAGUGCGGUAAUAACUCGGGGUCCGGUGACGAUGUCCUGGUGUGUGUUCGCGGCAACAGCUGUAGUGAUCACUCUCACCACGGUGGUGGCCAAUGUGGUGGCGCUACUAGCGCUAUGGCGGGUCAGCCGGGUGCCUUCACAUUAUCCUCUCAUGAGCCUGGUGACAGCUGAUCUGCUGGUAGGGACUACGGUUAUGCCUAUAGGUGGCGCGAGGGAGCUCUUCGUAUUUCAUCUAGAUAAGACUCUCUGCUCUAUAUGGAGUACACUGGACGUGCUCGGCUGCACCGCAUCCAUCCUGUCUCUAUGCGCGUUGGGCUGGGAGCGGUAUCGCGCUGUGACGUCACCGCUUGCGCAACGCCGCGACUCCGCCAAAUAUCUGGCAAUGUUGGUGUGGCCUGUCGCGACUAUUGUUGCGUUACUAACUGCCUUCAUACCAACUACAGAACAUCAUGAUCCUGGGAAAGCUCAGAAAGCUUGUACUGUCAAUAUUAAUGUCGGAUACGUGUUCGGGAGCAUCAUGUUAUCAUUCUACACGCCGGCAGUGGUAAUGAUCGUAUUCUACACGAAGAUAAUCCGCAGUCUUGCCGCGCCGCCGCCAAUACGCGCACACCGAGGUCGCUCACCAGUGCCUGAAGUUACCUCAAUCGACGUAAGGCAACUACCGAAUCUAAACAUGCUUACACGUGCUGCCGCCCUCAUUCCGCCAGAUGCUAUACUAGAUAACUUUUCAGUCCGUCAACGGCGCGCCACAAUGACCAUACUGAAGCUGAUGACACUCUUCCUAGUGUGCUGGACACCGUUCUUUGUCAUGCUCCCAACUGAUGCGCUGUGUACAUGCGUAUCAGACUCUGUUUGGAUGCUGUGUACGUGGCUGGGCUACAUGAACUCUGCCAUCAAUCCAAUGGUGUACGCGGUCGCCUCUCCAAGGGUCCGGAAAGCAUUGCUCGGCUCCCAUACAAGCACAACACAGACAGAACGAUGAUGACAGGUUGACGAAAGAAGAACGGGCGAAGCUAGUGUCUCAAAAUGGCGGCUA
Messenger RNA from Papilio xuthus (Asian swallowtail), 1108 nucleotides. RefSeq names its product beta-2 adrenergic receptor. Bases 71 to 1054 code for a protein of 327 amino acids. The transcript has 8 exons. Gene Ontology annotation, molecular function: G protein-coupled receptor activity; dopamine neurotransmitter receptor activity, coupled via Gi/Go. Gene Ontology annotation, biological process: adenylate cyclase-activating adrenergic receptor signaling pathway; positive regulation of MAPK cascade. The record is from RefSeq and is a predicted model, not a curated record. Gene Ontology annotation, cellular component: plasma membrane. Lineage: Eukaryota; Metazoa; Arthropoda; Insecta; Lepidoptera; Papilionidae.